This is a messenger RNA of Ruditapes philippinarum (Manila clam), 990 nucleotides long. RefSeq names its product heavy metal-binding protein HIP-like. Lineage: Eukaryota; Metazoa; Mollusca; Bivalvia; Venerida; Veneridae. The record is from RefSeq and is a predicted model, not a curated record. Gene Ontology annotation, molecular function: protein binding. Bases 68 to 838 code for a protein of 256 amino acids. The transcript is spliced from 2 exons.
UUCCUGAUUGAAUAUUUUAAACGCCCUCCUCUGGAUCACACUUAAGCUGUACAUCUUUGAAAAAUUAAUGAUGGAAAGAGCAAUUCGAAGCGUUAAUUUGGUAGUAUUUCUAAGUUGCUUGGCAUUUCUGUCACCAUCUAGAGCUGACGGCGGGACUGAAACAUGUCAGGCUUCUAAAGAAAAACAGUUGCUUGAAGAAAUGAUAAGAACGCAAUUGAAGGUUGAAGCAAUGCUACAAGAGAUCAGAAAAACAGAGGAGCACGUGAUCUCGGUUUUGGAAUAUCGUAAGCAAGAUGUACAGAAAAGUCUCGAGGAUCUUCAAGAAGAUCAAGCGAAUCAAAAGAUUGAAAUUGACAAUCUGAAAACGGAAAAUGCUGGUUUGCAAGAAAAAAUCCAGGCUUUAAAACAAUCCACCAAUCCAGUACCGGUCGUAUUUUUUGUUGCACGUGGCACGUAUUCCUCAAGCAUUAAACAUGGGCAAACGUUAGUAUUUCCAGUGAUUCUCAACAACAAGGGUUCUGGCUUUAACAAUGAAACAGGAGUGUUUACUGCGCCAGUGAGUGGGCUGUAUCAAUUCAGCGUACAUUUGUGUAUUUGGGUAGGCCAAUAUGUGAGGAUCGACAUUGUUUCCGAAAAUGAUGUUAUUAUGAAAACGCGCUUGACAGAUGAAGACAGUGCAUACCAUUCUUGCAACGCAGUCAGCGGACUUGCUCUUCUCAAAAGGGGAAAUAAAGUCUGGGUAAAAAGUCCAUCGUCUUCGGAUGGAAAUAACCUUUGGGUUAAUACACCUUCAAUUUGGAACACAUUCACAGGUCUACUUAUUAAUGAAAGUGAUUAACAUUCAAUAUCAUAUCAAGUUCUAUACAGUAGACAAAUCGAAUUAAAAAAACAAAACAAAAAAAAAAAAAACUUAAAAGUAGUUCAUACGAAGUACAAUGUAAUAAGUAACUCGUAAAACAGAAUCAAUUGUUAUGGAGACAAUGAUAAAGU